AUGGAAGCGUGGAUACGAAAUAAUCCGCAACAUGAUGGGGAGUUACGAGGCCUUAUGAAUACUUUGAAAGGGUUUAUCAUUGGACAUGGCGACAAAAAUCCUGCUACUUUUGGCAAGCUCUGUGGGCAGUACAAAACCAUGUUGGAUGAGGAGAUCAAGGAUGUCAUCAGUCCGAUGCGUUUAUCUAUCGCGCACAUUCAGUACUUUCUCAUCGGCGAAGGAUUGGCCAGUCUUGCAAAGAAUAUUCAAAACCAAUAUGUGUUUGUUCCAGUGAGGAAUGCUGAGACGAGGAAUAUUCUGGAUAUGAAGAGUCGGGAUAAAACAACGAAAACGCGAAAAAUGCCCUACCAAUACAUCAGCGGGAAUCCUUUUCCCGCUCCAAAUGUGGGUGGGGCUUCUGGUCGACCAUCAGCAUUCGCAUCCCAACCGCAGCCAGAAAGACCAAUGUCGACAACAUCGACCGCGUCCCGAAAAUCGAUGUACUCCUCGAAAUCCGGAUCAAAACCAAUGCAGAAAACACCGUACAUAAGAAAAUCUGAGUAUCAAAGUGGUGGCGGAGGGGUAUUCAAUCCGUUAACUGGAAAAGUUGAAUACCCGUCAUCGACACCAGCUCCUUCCGCCGCUACAGCUACCCGUCCAACUGGUAUGGGAAGAGGGCUAGUUCGUGCUUCUGAGAUAUCGCAUCCUCAAGAAUCUAAACCGCAGCCUGCUCGAGUACCUCCAAGACCAACUGCUCAAGAAGUUCAACCACAAGCGCGAGUGCCACCAGCACCAACGCGUCGCCCUCCUCCAAGUGAGCCGGUAAAACCUCCUACACAGACCGUCAGGCGACCGUUGCAAACAUCUCGCGUUCCACCCAUGCAUCCUGGUCUCGCUGAAAAGCAAAAAGCCAAGAUUGUCAAACCUAAUGACCAAGGCGAUUCAACUGCCUCCAGCGACGCCCCAAGACAUUAUGGGGACCCCGAUGAUGCUCUUGCGAAGUUUAGGAAGAAGCUUACAUACAUCAUUUCGAGGCAUCCUUUGGGAUUGUCAUUCAACGAACUCGCCUCAUGCUUCAGGAAUAAACACUCCGAGCAGCUCAAGUCAUUUCUUACUCGUCUCAAUUCUCAAAUCCCAUAUCCGAUUGAAAUUCUGCGCAAAUACUCGGAGCGAUUGAACAUCUUUGUUGGAGACGAAGAUAUCAUCUAUCCACAAGAGUAUUCCCCGCAAGAAUGGAAGAAAACCGUGUUUGAGCAAAUUAGCGAUCUCCUUGGGGAACAAGAAGAGCCAGAAGAUAUUCUGAAGGUCGAAGAAGACUACAGGAAUCGCUUCCCAGUCGACUACAAGGACUACCAUUUCUACAGUUUUUACGAAUUCAUUAUGCACCUUGGUGACAUCGCGCUCAUAGAAAUUGAUGAGGACCUCAACGAGCGAAUCGGCAAAAACUAUCUUUCGAUGAAGGAAACUCUUGUUAAAUGCGUUAUGCAGCUCGUUUACCGAACCGAAAAAGAGGGAAAGGACUUGCAAAUUUCAAGCCUGCGAAGAAAAUUCCGACUGGAGUUCAGUUGGGAUAUUCCAAUGAGCUGUUUCUCGGAAGAGUACGAAGAGGAGCUCGAUAUCGAGCGUCUGGCGUAUCUUCUGGUCAAUCAUAAUAACAAGAAGAAUGUCAUGCGAAUCGACAAUGGAUUAUUGAAAUUGAAGUCGAAGGCGGAUCUACGCGCUGGCCUUGCGAACUUGAAAGCAGCUGCUCCUCUCAAAACACGAUUCGCGCCCUUUUUAAAGCCUUCUGUGAAAGACAAAUUCUACGUGACUCUGAAUGGCGAAGUGAACAGCUGUGACGAGAUCUGGGUGAUGAGACAAGCUGACCUGAACAAACUCACGAACCUUGUCCAGGAGCUAAGCGAAGUCUGCAAAGGCUACAAAAGAGCAGGGAAAAACGCGAUCGAGAACGAGAUUUUACCAGGUUGCGCCGUGGCUGUCUUCGAUGGAGACUACUGGUUGCGUGGCGAGGUUGUGGAAUACGCUGAUGAUCAUGAGUGCCCUUAUGUGGUUCGAUACGUCGAUUUCGGUACCAUUGAAUGUUUCGGCAAAGAAAAUAUUCAAUGGCUCGAUGAAAAAUUCAUCAAACUUCGACGAUUGUCAUUCCCGAUCAGCAUUCUCAGCGAUGUGAAUCCAGAUGUCAUCUCCAAAGACGAAAUAGACGAGAUCAACGAGCAAAGAAUCUUGCAAGACCUGGUUGGAAACCUCGAUUCAUUGAAAGCGGGCUUUCUGUUUGAAUGCACGAGCGCGGAUGCAAGCGGAUUUCAAGGAUUCAAGGGGCGAAUCAAAGUCAAAACUGAAACUGCCCAAUGCGACUUGUUGUCAAAAGUUCACCAUUAUUAUAAAAAGAGGAAUUCCGAAGAAAGAUCUGAGAGCGAGGAAACCAUCCGCACUUCUGACAAUUUUCCUUCGAUCAAUAAGCUAGAACCUCCUUCGCCUGAGAAAGAGGAAGACAACAUUCAGCCGAAGGAAACACGAGCUCACGACACGAGUGAUGAUGAGACAAAGGAGGGUGAAUUCUUGUGCGAGUUUAUCUACCCGCCUGAAGAUGCAACAGAAGUGGCGAAUGUCUACAUUGCAGAGCAUGUUACUUUUGUCAACAUCGAUGGUCAACUUGCACAGAUGAUGAAUGUGGUGCUAAUAAGCGACGAAGAUAAACUCGCCGUUUCCUUCGAAAGCCUCAGCAGUAUCUUUAUCAAACUACUCGCCGGAGUCAAUCGUGUUCGCGGACGUGUUUGGCUCAAGAAAGUCACGGCAAAGGGCGUCGUUAACAUCAAUGUAGAGUCAAUCAAGGAGAAAAUGGGAGUCAGAAUCAGUGACGAAGAGCAGGAGCAACUUUCCAAGCAGCUCGAUGUUUGGGGGCUGAAAGGCGCACAUCCAGAGAACGAGGUCGACGAGUCCGCUAAAGAUUAUGCCUUCAUUCUUUGGGACGAUCUGUGGAGGGCUUUCUGCAAAGCAAGAACCUCAGAAAACGUCCCGCCUUUCAUCACGAAAACGAGCACAGUCUUCGAAGCCAUCCACAGAAUGCGAACUGAUUUCUUCGACGGAGACGUUUAA
This is a messenger RNA of Oikopleura dioica, 3075 nucleotides long. NCBI's taxonomy places the organism in Eukaryota, Metazoa, Chordata, Appendicularia, Copelata, Oikopleuridae. The record is from the annotation of a GenBank genome assembly.